This is a messenger RNA of Diaporthe amygdali, 717 nucleotides long. RefSeq lists its product as uncharacterized. The transcript has a single exon. Gene Ontology annotation, molecular function: protein binding. Lineage: Eukaryota; Fungi; Ascomycota; Sordariomycetes; Diaporthales; Diaporthaceae. Bases 1 to 717 code for a protein of 238 amino acids. The record is from RefSeq and is a predicted model, not a curated record.
AUGGCGUCGGACUCAAAUGACAACAACAAACCCAAGGAGCCCAAAUUUGAGUGGGAUUUUGAUGUCCCCGAUACGCCAUUCUGGAAGGGUCUGGACUUUCGCGUCGCGCGGAACUUUCUCACCUGCUACGAGCCCAACGAGCUCGAAAACAUCCAUUUCGACGCCACUCUCACCGAAUCCCAGCGGCUCCAUUUCCUGCUCUCCGAGCUCCAGUCUCGACUCGCCACCCGCCAAGCUGCAGUAGCACCCGAAAAGCUUCACAUUGCCGACCCUGUGAAUUGGCAGCGCUUACUGCUUGGCAUCGAGACUCUGCAGAAAUUCCUUGGUCUCUAUGAAGAAGAGGCCGAAACUAUCCGUACAAUGCUCUCAACGAUGGAGGGUGAUGCAAGAGUCCCUUGGCUGAACAUGCUGGCUGAUCUGGAUAUUCGCAAUGGAAACUUCGUUGAGGCUGAGAGCUUAGCUCGCGAGGUACUGCCCUGGAUGCAGAAGCAUGUCAAGCUGGGCGUUGACUCACCCCAAGCUUUUGGAACCACGCGGAUGCUUAUCCAAUGUCUCUGGAAGCAAGGUGGAGGCAAGAAGGAGGAGGCAGAGAGUCUGAUCAAUGAGACUUCCGCGCUUAUAGAGGGUAUGGCCGGGAGCAAGUUUGCCAAGUAUCAGGAUGAGGAGCGUCAAAUGUUGCUCGACCUCAAAACUGAAUUGGAGGGGGCUGGUAAAUGA